This is a messenger RNA of Ceratitis capitata (Mediterranean fruit fly), 477 nucleotides long. RefSeq lists its product as uncharacterized. The record is from RefSeq and is a predicted model, not a curated record. NCBI's taxonomy places the organism in Eukaryota, Metazoa, Arthropoda, Insecta, Diptera, Tephritidae. The transcript has 3 exons. Bases 1 to 477 code for a protein of 158 amino acids.
AUGUCAAAAGUUGAUUUCACUAAUAUCAAAUGUGAUGCAGUGGACAAAGCGUACAAUUCGGUUAAGUACUGUUAUAUAAAAGCAGUUAAUCGCACCUAUAAAUAUUUCUCGGCAUCGAAUCACUUUCAUUUCAAGGAGCCUAUUACAAAUAUAUCGGUGGGUGUGGCCUUUCUAAAACGAGCGAACGGCUAUAAGCCCUUUUUGUACAAUGUCACUGUGGACGGUUGUAAGUUUUUGCGCAUUGGCGGUAAUCCGCUGCUGCGUUUUAUGCACGGCAUAUUUCACAAGUACUCAAACAUCAAUCACACCUGCCCAUACACUCACGAUAUUGAGGUAAAUGAGUUGCCUGUCAGUCAUGCCGACAAUAUAUUUUCAAAAGUGCUGCCCUUUCCCAAGGGUGAUUAUCAAGUUGUUACCUCGUGGUAUACAUAUAAUACUCUGCGUACCGUUGUAAAAUUAUACUAUACACUCUCAUAA